AUGGCUGCACACGAAAUGGUUUGCUCUGGUGUCCGAAGAAGGAUUGGAAACGGGGAAACAACUUUAAUCUGGGGCCACCCAUGGUUACCAGAUAAUCCUAGCCCGUUAGUUCAAACAAUUAUGCCUGAGGAACUGCGAGAAGCUAAAGUGGUGAGUUUAAUUGACCAGCAGACACACUCAUGGGAUCCCCUGAGUGAUUUAUUUGAGCCAGAGGAUGUAACCCGUAUUUCUAAAAUUCCAAUUAGCCCGAAUUACGAGGACUCUUGGUACUGGUAUGGUGACCAGAGGGGAAUAUAUUAUGUUAAGAGUGCAUAUAGGCAGAUUGUUGGAGAUUUUGAACAUCAUCAUGGUGCCUUUGAUAAAUGGAUUGCAUUAUGGAAAUUGAGGGUCCCCAAAAUGGAAAACUUUUUUAUGGAGAGCUUUAUGUGA
This is a messenger RNA of Ipomoea nil (Japanese morning glory), 429 nucleotides long. RefSeq lists its product as uncharacterized. Bases 1 to 429 code for a protein of 142 amino acids. The record is from RefSeq and is a predicted model, not a curated record. The transcript has a single exon. NCBI's taxonomy places the organism in Eukaryota, Viridiplantae, Streptophyta, Magnoliopsida, Solanales, Convolvulaceae.